AUGAAUCCCCAGUGCCUACGAGCUCUACCACGAGCGCCCUCCAGCGCAUCAGUCGCCCUGCGCCAUCCACCCCGCCCCGAGCUCACUCGACUCUACGCUACACAGACCGGCCCACGGCCAAAACGGAGAAAUAUCACAGUCCUCUCAGACGACGGGCGAUACGAUUGGGGUGAGCUAAGUGGGCGGGAGAAGGUUUCACGGGCGACACAGCAAUCAUUCAAUUUCGUGGUUGUGUUGGCCGGCGCUGUCCUCACGGGCGGUGUCGCCUAUCUAUUUUACACAGAUGUUGUUUCCCCGAAUAGCCGGACGUGGCAGUAUGAGAAGGCCGUUGAGCGGGUGAAGGAUGAUGCGCGGUGCAUAAAGCUUUUGGGUGAUCGGAGGGAAAUUAGGGCCCAUGGGGAGACGACGAAUAGUCGCUGGGCACGGAAUCGGCCUAUCGCAUCUACUAUUGAAAAGGACCGGCUAGGCCGUGAGCAUCUUCGGAUGAACUUCCACGUCGAGGGCCCACUCAACUCCGGCAUCGUUCACGUGCAUAUGAUGAAGCCCUUGGAUAAGAAUGAGUGGGAGUACCAGCUUCUUGCUGUAGAUGUCAAGGGCCACUCCCGUAUCAUCUUAGAGAAGGCUUCUGAAAAACCAAGUGUGGCCAGCUCGCUGAAGCUUUUCGGUAUCCAGUGGCGCUGA
Messenger RNA from Penicillium subrubescens, 681 nucleotides. It is a transcript of the gene tim21, whose product is annotated as protein tim21. Gene Ontology annotation, cellular component: TIM23 mitochondrial import inner membrane translocase complex. Lineage: Eukaryota; Fungi; Ascomycota; Eurotiomycetes; Eurotiales; Aspergillaceae. The record is from RefSeq and is a predicted model, not a curated record. Gene Ontology annotation, biological process: protein import into mitochondrial matrix. The transcript has 4 exons. Bases 1 to 681 code for a protein of 226 amino acids.